Messenger RNA from Culex quinquefasciatus (southern house mosquito), 5275 nucleotides. Its product is annotated as zinc finger protein 729. Gene Ontology annotation, biological process: regulation of transcription by RNA polymerase II. The record is from RefSeq and is a predicted model, not a curated record. Gene Ontology annotation, cellular component: nucleus. Lineage: Eukaryota; Metazoa; Arthropoda; Insecta; Diptera; Culicidae. The transcript has 19 exons. Gene Ontology annotation, molecular function: RNA polymerase II transcription regulatory region sequence-specific DNA binding; DNA-binding transcription factor activity, RNA polymerase II-specific. Bases 103 to 5190 code for a protein of 1695 amino acids.
AACAUUGAUGUAAACAAAUUUACAUCUGAGCAAGCAAUCAAGUGUUUCCGUUGGUUUUUAGUUGCUUCCUAUCACAAAAUCUUUUUGUUCAAAGGAAAAUAAAUGGCCGAAUCUAAACCAUUUUCUGCGGUGGUCAAACAGGAACACGUUGACGUGGAAGAUCCAAGUGCAUUCUGUUACGAAACCCUAGUAAAGGAAGAACUUAUCAUCGAGGACGAGCUCGAGCCCUCACCCGAAAAAGAUGAUGGUCAAGAUCAAACUGAAGUUUUGCAAAAUCAAUCUGCAGGCCAGCCGAGCAACACAGAAUGGCACUGUGAAAAAUGUAACCAAUCGUACCCUACCUCUAAAUCAUUCAGUGCCCACAAGACUCGUCAUAAAGCGUUGGAAACUGGCCGGUUCGCGUGUCAACAGUGCGAAAGGCGUUUUCCAGACAACAACGCACAACGCCGUCACAAGUGCAAGGGUAAGGCAACGGGGAAUCCCGUAUCCUGGGUUUGCGAAGAGUGCAACAGAACAUUCCCAAAUCGGCAUAUAUUUUAUUUGCACAAAUACAGGCAUAGAGUUGUGAAGGAAGCGAGAUACAGGUGUGAACUGUGCGAUAAGUGUUUUUCGGACAAAAAUGCGCAAACGAAACAUGUACAAAAUGUGCACAGAGAGAAAAGAAGUAUCAAAGCAAUACAGUUGAAAUCGGAAGAUGAACGGGACUCCAAAGCUGAGGAAAAGGACGAAAAUGGCCUCUUCAAGUGUCCGGACUGCGAUAAGCGCUUCGAGGUCCGCAACAGUUACACUUCACACCUUCGGCAGCACCUUGCUAUGAAGCAAGAACGGUACAAGUGCAAGAUAUGCGAGUUGAGUUUCAGAACAAGCUCCGAGCUCAAGAGGCAUGAUCGAGCUCAUGAGAACCACAAAUCCAAAUUGUCAAAUGACCCGUUUGCCUCGAUAUGUCCCGAAGCGACCAUGAAGGAGGAAAACGGCAUAUUCAAGUGUUCAGCGUGUGAGAAGACCUUUGAACAACGGCGUGCGGCUUUGCGUCAUCUCAUGAGACAUGGUUAUGUAAAGCGAGACAGGGUUCAGUGCAAAUUGUGCCCAAUGACGUUCGUUAACAAAACGUACCUGGAAAAACAUCAAAUGGAACACGAAUCUUCGAAGGACGUUUCUGCAAGUGGUUCAAGCAGCGAGAAGGAAUCAGAUUCGGACGAUUUGUCGCAAGAUGGAGCCAGCGAAUUCAAAUGUACCGAUUGCAACAAAACAUUCCGGGAAAAGCGUCUGUUGAAUCGGCAUAUUCGGAGGCACGAAGCGAUCAAAGAGAGCAAAUUUCCGUGCAAGCUGUGCGAUGUGCGCUGCGGAAGCAAACGAGAGCUGAUAACACACGAGGAAAUGCACGCUAGGAAGCAACAAACAACGAUUGUUUCUACAGAGAAAGUGCCCCCAAUAAUCUUGGAAAGAAACAACCACACCGUCUACAAGUGUCCUGACUGCGCCUUAAUAUUCACCAAACAGCGGGUUUAUUCCACUCAUGCUCUUAGGCACGUUAACGUCAAAAACGGAACCUUCAAGUGUGAAACGUGCGGCGUGUGCUGUCCAACCAGAAGGAACCAGCUGGAACACAUACGGAAACAUCGAGCGGGAAAGGUUAUCGCACCGACGCAGCAGGACAAUUUUCCUUUCGUGUGUCCCGAAUGCGGGAAGAAGUUUCCCCUAAGAAAAUACCUUAUCCAACACGUCAGGCGACAUGAGGCCGUGGAAAGUGGCACCUUUCAGUGCAAGAUCUGUGCCAAGUUCUUUAGCACUGGUGUAGAACUGGCUAGACACGAGAAGAUCCAUGAAGGCAAGGACAAGCUGGAAAAGUUUAAGUGUUCCGAGUGUGGCUUCAUUUGUGCUUCACGGUCGUCGUUUGUGUGGCAUCUUAAGAGGCACGAGGCCAUAAGAAGCGGGAAGUUCGAGUGCAAAGUGUGUGGGAAGCUGAGGGCUGUAAUGUCGCCGUGCACAACGAAGCCAAGUUACAAGCUAACUCCGUUUGGGAUCAAAUUGCUGUGUUCCUCCGAGGAGCGUUUUGAGACCGCGCGGGCCCACUUGAUUGCGAACAAAGUGGAGUUCUACACCCACGAGAAACGAAGCGAGCGGCAACUCCGCGUCGUCGUCCGAGGACUUCCGUCGGCUUCACCUGAAUUCGUCAAGAAGAACCUCAAGGAAUCGCAAAACCUGGAUGCUGUGGAGGUGCACGCCAUCAAGAGAAAGGGAGAGUUCGCCUCGUCAGAGGAAACCCCCUACAUUGUUACUGAAGGCGGUUGUGGCGUCCAUCUGGUCCAUCGACAAGUCAUAUCUGGCGGAGAGCGCGAACAGAUAUCGCAGGGAACUGUGACGUACGACUGGCGAGUAGGUUUCGUCAUAGUCUUCCCCUUUCGCUGCGAAAAUCCUUUCACAACCAACCGCGCCUUGUGCCGAUCUACAUUACCACUCGCGUCGUGCUUGGUCUUGAAGACCCACCGACACUUGAUGGCCUUUCUGCCCUUCGGUAGUUCCGUCAGCGUCCAGGUGUCGUUCGCCAUCAGCGCCUCGUGCUCGUCAAACAUGGCCUUCUUCCAGCUUUCAGAGUCCUCUCGAGACAGCGCAUCCUUGUGGGUCAAGGGAUCGCCGUCGACUGCCAGACUCCUGGCUGUGGCCACCACGCAGCUCGUGUCGCGACUCGGCGGGACCGGGUCAUCGGAUUCCUCCGACGAGUUGUCCUCGCUGGCGUCGUCGUCGCUGGUAUCGGUUGAUUCGACCUCCUGUAAGGGAUUGGGACGCGGCAAACCUCUGAGCGAAACAUGGAAAUCAUCGUACUUGCCUGGAAGUAUGUGCUCCCGACCGCUGCGCCUCAACUCCGGUGACAACGGAGGAUUUGAAGAUGAUUGCGGUGGGAGCACGGAGGUCACGUCGGUCACUGAGCCAGCUGUUUCCUCGAACCCGAGAAACUCGUCCUCGCUGUUGUCGACAUCCGGGACACGGUCCGUGUCGGGAUUCUCCAGCUCGUUCUCGGCGGCGUCGUCGAUUUCCACAAAGCGAUUCGGCGAACCACUUGCUGUCGGCGGCACACACCUUAGAAGGCACGCGGCCAUGAAGGAAGGCAAAUAUCAAUGCAAGAUUUGCAGUAUGCGACACGCAUCUGACCGCGAGUUGAAAAUUCACACAAAGAAGCACGAAAUGAACGUGGAAAUGCCGUCAGUUCCACCUCCAGUUAUAAUUGUAAGAAAUGAUCACAGUGCAUUCCAAUGUCCCGAGUGCGGUAUGGUGUUCACCGUCCGGCGUGCCUACAACAACCAUGCGCAAAGACAUAUAAAUAUACGAAAUGGCAUGUACAAGUGCGAUAUUUGCGAAAAGAUGGCCAAAAUCACGGUGAAAACGGAACCCGAUUACGAAAUGCACUCCACCCUGGAGGAUCAGCAAACGCAGCAGGAGGGAUCUGAGGAUAUGACUUCUUUCUGUUACGAAACUGUGGUCAAGGAGGAAGUUAUCCUGGAAGACGAAUUUAUUUCACCAGAAGAGGAGAGCGCCAGAGAGUGUAAUAAGGCAUUUGCCACGGAAAACAAAAGCCACAUCAAACGAGCUCACGAGAAACAUGCACAGAAGAGCUCGGAGGUUUCCGUGCUGGAAGAGGAUGGAGUCUUCAUCUGCAGUAAAUGUAACAAAACGCACGAGGCCAUGAAAGAAGGCAAAUAUCAAUGCAAGAUUUGCAGUAUGAUGGCCGAAAUUACGGUGAAAACGGAGCCCGGUUACGAAAUGCACUCCUCCCUGGAGGAUCAGCAAACGCAGCAGGAGGAAUCUAAGGCCACGACUUCUUUCUGUUACGAAACUGUGACGAAGGAAGAAGUAAUACUGGAAGACGAAUUUGUUUCACCAGAAGAGGAGAGCGCAACCAAGCAAGAUAUGUUUUGCGAAGAAUGCAACAAAUCGUUCACAAAUCGAGCGCUUUUCAGAACUCACAAGUAUAAACAUAAGGUUGUCAAAGAGGGAAAGUAUACCUGCCAAAUCUGCGAUAAGUGCUUUAGAGACAAAUAUGCUCUGACCAUUCACCUGCAGGGCAUUCAUCUAGUGUCCAAGCUCACUAAAAACAAAAAGAACGAAGAAUUGAACGAACCGGAUGUUAAACAGUUUCCAAAAACCAUCACGAACGAACAUGGACAAUUCAAAUGCACCGAGUGUGACGAGAGAUUUGAGUUCCAGUACCUGCAGCAGCGACACAUUCGAAGGCAUUCGGCAUUGAAGCAAGGGUUGUACAAGUGCGAAGAGUGCAAUAAGGCCUUUGCUACGCCCAGUGAAAUCAAAAGUCACCUCAAACGAGCUCACGAGAAACAUGCACAGAAGAGUUCGGAAGUUUCCGUGCAGGAAGAGGAUGGAGUGUUUAUCUGCAGUAAAUGUAACAGGAAGUUUGAGGAGCGACACUUGUGCCAGCAACAUAUUUUGAGACAUUUGGCACUGAUGAAGGAACGGGUUUUCACUUGCUCCAAGUGUCCUAAGAAAUUCAUAUCAGAAAAAUAUCUCGAAAAACAUGAAGCAUGGCACGAAGUUAAAGCAGCUCGUGUCGAACAAUGUGAAAUGGUGAAAUGCGACGAGUGUAACAGGGAAUUCCGAAAUAAGCUCCUGUUGUCUCGACAUAUUCGCAGGCACAAGCUCAUAAAAGAAGGCAAAUUCCUUUGCGAGAUUUGUGACGCGCGAUACACAGCCAAGCGGCAGUUGAUGAAACACGCAGAGAAGCAUAAGAAGAAUCCGUACCUGCCGUCAUUCGAGCCUCCCGUUGUAAUUGAACGGAACAACCACAGCGCGUUCAAGUGUCCGGACUGUGGCAUGGUAUUCACCGUUCGACGUGCGUAUGACAAUCAUGCGCAGAGGCAUGUAAAUUUACGAAAUGGCACGUACAAGUGCGACAUUUGUGAGAAGGUGUGCGGAUCAGAAAACAAUCUGUACAAUCAUAUGCGGCGCCACCGAAUUGGCGAAAUAAAGGAAAUUUCUGAGCCGAGAGAUCUUCCGUUUGAUUGUCCCAAGUGUGAUAAGAAGUUUGGCAAGAAGCAUCUUUUGAAAAGACACACCAAAGUGCACGAGGCGAUAGAAAAGGGUCUCUACAAGUGCAAGACUUGUUUGAAGUACCUAGGAUCAUCUGCCUCGCUUGCGAUACACGAACAGGGACACACUGGCAAGACCGCAAAGGAUUAACACGUUCUGGAUUUUACUGAAUCUCAGUCGCUCAAAGAAUUACGUCGAAAUGCAAACUUAAUUAAAAAUAAAUAUAAUUCAUUGA